UCACCCGCGGCUCUUCUCUUUUCAUCUCUCAAAUAUCCAUAACCACCAUGUCUGCUUGGUUAUCCCGCAAGGUUUCGGCGUUCACUAUACAUGAUGUCGAUGGGUCUAGUGCUCAGAAGGAGGCAAUCAACGCUAUUGCCAAGGAAUUCGAAGUUUCUACCGAAAACCUUAGAACCAUCGUCAAGCAGUUCAACGAGGACAUGGACAAGGGACUUCAGCGUCACGGAGCUACAGGUUAGUGAGACCAUGUUCAUGCAGAGGGUUUCGUGCGAAAACUUUAUGGGUUCUAAUAUGAUCAUGUGCCUUGCCAGUUGCCAUGAUUCCCAGUUACGUACAGGGACGCCCCACUGGCAAGGAAACUGGCAAAUACCUGGCACUCGAUUUGGGAGGCACUAAUUUGCGUGUGUGCGAAGUUAACUUGUUGGGAGAUAGCAAGGUCACUAUCCACCAGCAAAAGUUUGUCGUGUCCAAUGAGUUGAAGACCGGAGAAAUGCGACACUUGUGUGAUUAUAUUGCCGACUGUGUCGACAGCUUCCUUACUGAAAAUGGUUCAGACAAACUGGAUAAUGACCUCCAGCUUGGUUUCACUUUCUCUUUCCCUGUCAACCAGACUGCCAUCAACCGUGGUACCCUUAUGCAAUGGACAAAGGGCUUUUCUUGCCACGGUGCCGUCGGCAAGGACGUUGUCAUUAUGCUCCAAGAUUCUUUCAGACGUAAGAACUUGAACGUCAAUAUCGCCGCUAUCGUCAAUGAUACGGUCGGUACCUUGAUGGCUAAUGGUUAUCGGGAUCCCAAGUCACACAUGGGCGUCAUUCUCGGUACUGGUACCAACGCAGCUUAUUAUGAGACUAUGGACAAGAUCGUGAAGUGGGAUCAAGGCCCCACCGCAACCAAGGAGAUGGCUGUCAACAUGGAGUGGGGCGCGUUCGACAAUGAACGCCGUGUUAUUCGCUUGACCCCCUAUGACAAUAAGUUGGAUCGUGAAUCCAUCAACCCUCGCCUCCAAACCUAUGAGAAGUUGAUCUCUGGCAUGUACCUUGGAGAAAUUACACGUAAUGUACUCGUGAGCCUUAUCGAUAGAACCCUCCUAUUCAAUGGCCUCUCCUCACCUGACCUCAACAAGCAAUGGGCUUUUGAAACCGCAUACAUGUCUACCAUUGAAUCAGAUGCCACCAAGGACUUGUCUGAUACCCAACACGUUUUGGAAAGCAUAUUAGGUCUUCCCAUGACUACCUUGGUUGACCGUCAAAUCGUUAAGAAGGUUUGCGAAUUUGUUGGUGUCAGAGCUGCUAGAGUCUCGGCUGCUGGCCUUGGUGCCGUUUUGUCCCACUCCAACCUUGUCGAAGAAGGUUGCACGAUCGCUAUUGAUGGAUCUGUGUUUGAGUUUUACCCUAACUUUGCUGACAACAUGAUGGCUGGCCUCAAGGAACUCUUUGGCGACCAGAUUGAGAACAAGGUCAAGUUCUCUCUUGCUCGCGACGGAUCUGGUCUUGGAGCCGCUGUCAUUGCUAUGAUGGCUCACAAAGCCAACUAAAAAUUUGUCAUCUUUCCCAUGUACUUUUUCUUUGGUCAAUGUUGUACAUCGUCCUAUCUAUGAUAGCAUUUUUUUUCUAUAUAAACGACAAGCUCCAUCAUUUUGUGUAAAAAGGAAUAAGUUUUUUUUAAAAAAAAAAAAAUUGUUGCCAUGCGGGCGAGGGAGUGCACAA
Messenger RNA from Umbelopsis ramanniana AG, 1706 nucleotides. RefSeq lists its product as uncharacterized. NCBI's taxonomy places the organism in Eukaryota, Fungi, Mucoromycota, Umbelopsidomycetes, Umbelopsidales, Umbelopsidaceae. The record is from RefSeq and is a predicted model, not a curated record. Gene Ontology annotation, molecular function: mannokinase activity; fructokinase activity; ATP binding. The transcript has 3 exons. Gene Ontology annotation, biological process: glucose 6-phosphate metabolic process; glycolytic process; intracellular glucose homeostasis. Gene Ontology annotation, cellular component: cytosol; mitochondrion. Bases 317 to 1534 code for a protein of 405 amino acids.